This is a messenger RNA of Daldinia childiae, 2958 nucleotides long. Its product is annotated as Pre-mRNA-splicing factor cwf10. Gene Ontology annotation, biological process: mRNA splicing, via spliceosome. The coding region runs from base 1 to 2958 and encodes 985 amino acids. Gene Ontology annotation, cellular component: U2-type catalytic step 2 spliceosome; cytosol; U4/U6 x U5 tri-snRNP complex. The transcript is spliced from 4 exons. Gene Ontology annotation, molecular function: GTP binding; translation elongation factor activity; GTPase activity. Lineage: Eukaryota; Fungi; Ascomycota; Sordariomycetes; Xylariales; Hypoxylaceae. The record is from RefSeq and is a predicted model, not a curated record.
AUGGAUGACCUUUAUGAUGAGUUCGGAAAUUUCAUCGGGGAGGAUGCCGAAGCAUCUGAAGAAGAAUCCCAGCAUGGCGUUGACGCGGGCGCGUAUCUCGAUGACGAAUAUCCCGAGGAGGCGCCUGAAGUUACAGGGCAGGAAUUAAUGGAAGUAGAUAAUGAAGGGCCCUCGAAUGCGGUGAUAUUACAUGAAGACAAGCAAUAUUACCCGACGGCGCAACAAGUAUACGGAGCAGACGUCGAAACGUUAGUGCAAGAGGAGGAUGCACAGCCGCUCUCACAACCGAUCGUUGCACCUGUCGAGGUGAAGAAGUUUUCUAUCGAAGAGGUCGACCUUCCUCCCGUCCAUUUCGACCGUAAUUUCAUGACCGAUCUUAUGAACUUUCCCGAUCAAAUACGGAAUGUAGCUCUAGCAGGGGAUUUACAUCAUGGCAAGACCGCGUUUAUGGAUAUGCUAGUCCUCGAGACGCAUGAUAUAUCCGACAGGCUAGAAAAGCGAACGGGUAGAAAGAGAGACGAGCAACUACGAUAUACUGAUACGCACGUAGUAGAGAGGGAAAGGGGCCUUUCCGUAAAGGCGGCACCAAUGAGCUUAGUCUUACAGAGCACUAAGGGCAAGUCUCACUUGUUCAAUAUAAUAGAUACCCCAGGUCACGUUAAUUUCGUCGACGAGGUUGCAGCGGCGUUGAGGCUGGUGGAUGGCGUUGCGCUGGUCGUGGAUGUAGUGGAAGGAGUACAGGUCAACACGGAGCAGAUCAUCAAGCAUGCCGUUCUCGAAGAUAUUCCGAUGACCUUAAUAAUCAACAAGGUCGAUAGGCUUAUACUAGAACUAAGACUGCCACCGAGCGAUGCUUAUUUCAAGCUAAAACACGUUAUCGAGGAGGUGAAUACAGUCAUCGAAAAUACUCGACCAGGCUCCGGAGAUCAGAAGCGGUUAAGUCCAGAGAAGGGGAACGUGCUAUUCGCGUGUAGCGAGAUGGGCUGGUGCUUUACGCUGCAGUCCUUCUCAAAGAUGUACGCGGAUAGUUUCCCCGGUGUGAAUACCGAGGAAUUCGCCAAACGCCUCUGGGGUGAUAUCUACUUUAAUCCGAAGAAGAGAACAUUCAGCAGGAAACCUUUGCCCGGCGAGGAGCGCGCAAAGAGAUCGUUUAUUCACUUCGUCUUAGAGCCUAUCUAUAAGGUUUUCUCCCAUACUAUCAGCCAGAGCCCCGAAGAACUGAAGAGUGUACUGGCGACGCUAGGCAUAGUACUAAAGCCGUCACAGUACAAGACGGAUGCUAAGGUGCUGCUUAAGCUGGUUUGUGAACAGUUCUUCGGCCCGUCAACUGGCUUCGUCGAUAUGAUUGUCAAGAAUGUUCCAUCUCCGUUGGAAGCAGCGGAACGCAAGUUGGAGCAGUAUUAUACCGGCCCCUUAGACACCAAGGUAGCCGAAUCUAUGAAGAAGUGCGACCAAGAUGGCCCAUUGGUUGUACACAUCACAAAGCUAUUCAAUUCUUCAGAUGCAAAGAGUUUCUACUCGUUUGGCCGGGUGAUGAGUGGUAUUGCUCGACCUGGAAUGCAAGUGCGAGUGCUCGGGGAGGGUUAUUCCAUCGACGAUGAGGAGGAUAUGGCUACGGCUACUAUUUCCAACGUCUACAUCGCUGAGACGCGAUACAAUGUCGAAACCAACGGAGUCCCCGCUGGUAACUGGGUGCUACUAAGCGGCGUUGACAAUUCGAUCGUGAAGUCGGCGACAAUAGUACCACCGAAACUCGAGGAUGAUGAGGAAGCCUACAUCUUCAGACCGGUCACGCAUUUCACAGAAUCGGUUCUGAAGGUGGCAGUCGAGCCCAUCAACCCUUCGGAGCUACCCAAGAUGCUUGACGGCUUACGAAAAAUUAACAAAAGCUACCCUCUGAUCACUACCAAGGUAGAAGAAUCGGGCGAGCACAUCAUUUUAGGUACUGGCGAACUGUAUAUGGACUGUGUUCUCCACGACCUACGACGGUUGUACGCAGAUAUGGAAAUCAAGGUUUCGGAUCCCGUCACGCGCUUCUGCGAGACAGUAGACGAGAUGUCAGCUACCAAAUGCUACGCCAUUACACCGAACAAGAAGAAUAAGAUUACUAUGGUCGCCGAGCCGCUCGACGACGGAAUCGCGGAAGAUAUAGAGAGCGGCCGCGUCAAGAUGCAAGACGGUGCCCGAAAAGUGGGCAAAUUCUUCCAGGACAAGUACGGAUGGGAUCUGCUGGCCGCGAGGAGCAUUUGGGCAUUCGGCCCGGAUGAGAAGGGACCUAAUAUCUUGCAGGACGACACACUCGAGGUGGAUAAGACGCUUCUCAGGAGCGUGCGCGAGACUAUUCGCCAAGGGUUUAGUUGGGCUACCAGAGAAGGCCCUCUAUGUGAAGAACCGAUCCGCAACACCAAGUUUCGUAUCAUGGACGUAUCCCUAGCACAGGAGGCAAUCUUCAGGGGUGGCGGUCAGAUCAUUCCAACUGCGCGACGCACGUGCUACAGCUCAUUCCUCAUGGCAUCGCCGCGCCUUAUGGAACCUUUGUAUGCGUGCUCGAUGACAGGUCCCCAAGAUGCCGUCCCCGUGCUAUACAAUGUUCUAGCUCGCAGAAGAGGCCACGUGCUAUCGGACGGUCCGAUCGCAGGUACACCACUAUACCGCGUCAGUGGUCUAAUUCCGGUGAUCGACUCGUUCGGCUUCGAAACGGACGUUCGCAUCCAGACGCAAGGCCAGGCCAUGGUGAGCCUCGUCUUCGACAAGUGGCAGAAGGUGCCUGGCGAUCCGCUCGAUAAGGAGGUAGUGUUGCGACCCCUACAACCCGCUGAUGCCCAGGCUACGGCUAGAGACUUCGUACUCAAGACCAGGAGGCGCAAGGGUCUCAGCGAGGAUGUAAGCGUGGCGAAAUUCCUCGAGCCCGAGUUCUAUCAAAGUCUCAUGGAGAGCGGCACGCUUGGUAGUCCAUGA